Messenger RNA from Trichoplax adhaerens, 453 nucleotides. RefSeq lists its product as uncharacterized. The record is from RefSeq and is a predicted model, not a curated record. Gene Ontology annotation, biological process: regulation of transcription by RNA polymerase II. NCBI's taxonomy places the organism in Eukaryota, Metazoa, Placozoa, Uniplacotomia, Trichoplacea, Trichoplacidae. Gene Ontology annotation, molecular function: DNA-binding transcription factor activity, RNA polymerase II-specific; RNA polymerase II cis-regulatory region sequence-specific DNA binding. The transcript has a single exon. The annotation marks the transcript as partial.
GAAGACACACCCACAUCAGACGACCUAGAACAGUUCGCUAAGCAAUUCAAGCAGAGGAGAAUCAAGUUAGGCUACACACAAGCUGAUGUUGGCCUUGCUUUAGGUAGCUUGUACGGUAAUGUUUUUAGCCAGACAACGAUCUGUCGUUUUGAGGCUUUGCAACUUAGCUUCAAAAAUAUGUGUAAAUUGAAACCGUUACUGAACAAAUGGCUUGAACAAGCCGAUAGCAAUAAUAGUAACCCAAGUGCUGUUGAUAAAGUAGCAACGCAAGGAAGGAAGCGUAAAAAGCGUACCUCUAUUGAAGUAGCUGUAAAAGGAGCCUUAGAAAAUCAUUUUCUUAAACAAUCUAAGCCAUCUGCACAAGAUAUUGGUUCAUUAGCCAACACUCUACAAUUAGAUAAAGAGGUUGUGCGUGUAUGGUUCUGUAACAGGAGGCAGAAAGAGAAACGACUU